AAAUUUCAGCGUUUUCCUCAUUGUGUUAACAUUGCAUCAAAUGCACGUCUGCAUAGAGGGAGAGAAACCGAGAAAUUAGCUUGCCAACCAUUGAGUUGGGCGACAGAGCAAAUCAAAGAAGCGCCUGUGUUCACAGCGUAAAUCGGACACCUGCCAGAAAAAACUAUCAAUCUGUCUUGUGACGCUGGGAGAUCGAAUUUCACGACGCAAGAUAAACAGCUACUACAAUAUUAUCAGCAACAUGGCAGAUUUUACUAGUAUUGAUCAGAAUAAACUACCCGGAGUGAAGGAAGUGUGCCGGGACUUUGCAGUGCUGGAGGAUCAUGCCCUCGCUCACAAUCUACAGGAACAGGAAAUUGAGAGCCAUCUGGCCUCCAACAUUCACAAGAGCCGUCUGGUGCAGCAGGACUUGCAAGUGGCUAAGAAGCUGCAGGAGGAGGAGGACCUGAGGGCCAAAGUUCGCAUCCAGAGAAAACACAGGGACAUCGAGCGAAGUGAUAAUGAGAUCGCUCAAGAGAUCCAGGAGCAGCUCGUGAAGCAGGCAGAGCAGCAGAGACAACAAGAAGAGAAAGAUGAGGCCAUUGCUCGCAAAUUGCAGGAGAAAGAGAUGAAGGAAGAGAGGAGGAGGAUGAAACAGCUUCAGGAGGCACCCUACGAAGAGAGCUACUAUGAUGAGAAAGGAGAGCAGAGCCGUGGCAGACAUCCAGAGCGUCUGCUUCCCGACAGCAGGAAAGAGCGAGGACAUUACAGUCACGACAGGGACCGCAGGCACAGGCCUGAGUCUCGCGGCUCACAGUCCACCUUCUAUGCGGACGGUGAUGUGGCACACAGGAGGGACGAGCUGCAGCGUUCGCCUCCUCGCAGGGCUCAGGAGCCCAGGCAGGAGUCUCCCGACUCCGAGAGGGUCGUGCGCAGGAAAGAGAGGCCUCCAAGACCCCCCUCUCCCCAGUUCAACAGGGUGCGCCACAGGGAACACAGCAGAGAACACGGAAGAGGCAGAAACAGCCAGGAAGACCAUUAUCUGGGGCCUAACAGGACCAGGUCCGCAGAGGAGAGUGUUGAUGACGAUGACUGGGUGGACAGGCAGGGGCAGCAACCGCAACUCGAUGAGGUGUUUGAAGAGCACAAGCCCCUGUCUCACAGGAGGGAGGAGAGACGAGAGCACGUGGACCAGACUGAAGAGGCGCAUAGAACGCACUCUCAUUCACGCGAAGACAGACAUCACCGCCACCACCCCAAAGACCCAGGUAGGAAAGCACGAGGGGACUACGGCAUGAGAGAGGUGACUCAGGGUGUUGCUCGCAUGGACCUCCGGGAGCAGGAGCUCAGGGAUCUGGAAGUGGCCAGGAGACUACAAGAGGAGGAGCUGAAGGCAAGCCAGCUGGAAAAGAGGGCAGCUCAAGUGGCGCAGGAUGAGGAAAUUGCCCGGUUAAUAAUGGAGGAGGAGAAGAAGGUGUACAAGAGGUCAAAAGAAAGAGAAAAAGGAUACACAGAAAGGAGACGACAUGAAGCAGAAUGGAAGCUGGAGCCUGAGGAAGUCGUUCGGCCUCGAUCACGCGAGGAGUGCGAAUACCAGCGACCGCGACAGCACAAGCCAGCCCGUCCUCCUCCUCCUGUGAAUGACUAUGAGAAUGUGGAUUCCACCUAUGCGUAUCCACGCUCCUCCUGCUCUCCCAGGCCUGAAGCUGCGUACAAAGGUUCCUAUUAUAGACAGUGACCCCAGCCUUCUGCUGAGUUUCUUCCAUUUUUUUUCCUUCAUAAUGCAGUGCUGAAGAAGGAACCAGAAGCCUAAACACCACAUGUCUUUCAGAGAUUGUAAGUGACUUUCCAAGCCUGUUUACAUAUUAUCUGGAGAACAGAAAGGGAAAAAUCUCAGUAGACAUACAGUAAAAACUGCUCAAGGACACACCUUUUGUUUAAAGUUGGCAAUCCACCAAAAGGUGGACUGUAUUAAUAUGUGGCGGAAGCCGUGUUGGAAAAUGUCAUCCAAAAUCACCAUGGAAGAGGGAAGCAACUUUUUAAGAUGUGAUGUUCUCCGAUGGAGUCUUUCAUGAAGAUCAAAUCCUUGGUAUUAAUUUCCAUUUCUCAUCUGAUGACGCGCACCAGCAGCAGGAUGGUUAUGGGCUGAGGAAGAGUCAGCAUGGGUGGUCAUCACAGCAAUAUCAACAACAGCAACUUCCAUGCAGACCUUGUGGUAUAUAAACUCCCUGUAUUGUUUUACAGUAUGUUAAAUGUGAUGAUAGCGGUAACUAACUGCUGGGUUACAAAGAAGACACAGGAAGCCCAGUUCUGAUACAGAGUUUUGGGUUUCUUACAGUACAUUCACUCUUUACAUUUUUUUUUUAAAUGGUUUUUAAAAUAUAGUAGGGAAAACAUCUGUCCUGAAGCUUAAGGCGCUUUAGCUACUUAAUUUUAGAAUCCAGCCAGCUUCGGUCUUAAAAUAAGUGAAACAGAUUCUAGCACUUCAUUUUGUUCUGGACUUUUUGUGUAACUGUAAUUGUCUUCCAUCAAAAGGGGCUAUCUGUCUGAAGUGUUUUUAUUCAGUGAUAUUCACUCUUGCACCUGGAGAGCCACAAGGUUUUGAAGGUUUUGCAUCUAAUUUAAAUAAUCAGUGAGUAAAGAAAUGGCAACAGUGGUAUUAUAAACAUGUUAAGUAAAUAGUUGAUUCAAAUAAUUAUUAAGAUCUCAUGGUGGUUCUUCAGUACCAGGAGUCGAUAUCAGUUUUAUGUCCCAAUCUUCAAUCCAGCUAGUAUUAUGAAAUCCAGUUUUGAUUGAACAACUUAAAGCAUUAAAUUAUCAGUAUCUUUUGUACAGGGGGUGCUUUUGUAUUUUGGAACUUCUCAAGAGCAUAUUCAGUCAUUCCCAGAUCAGCACAUCUCUUUUGUUUGGACUGACGUUUGCUUAUGAAAAAAGACAAAUAAAAACAUGACCAUGCAUGUUUGAAACCAUUAACAUUUUCAAAAUGUCACCCGCUGUCAGCUGGUUUUGUUCCAAGAACAAGACGUGCUUAUCCAAUAUGAAUGUCAUUGUAACUCCGAAAGACAAAAGCACCCUUCUGAAUAGAACCCACUCCUACCUUGUUUCAUAAAUACCAUUUAAAAAAUACUCUGAAAGGAAACUUGUUACAGCUGCAUCUCCUGAUCAGCCAUGUCAUGCGUUCGGCAGUAAGAUGUAAGAUUAUUAAAUUGUUUGGAUCUAUUAAUGUAAAGUUAUUAAAUAAAACUUCUUGGGAAAUUGCAAUGUAGAAAAUGUGGGAAUUCAAUAUAUUUAUGCCACACGUCAUAUAGACCUGUUUGUUAUCUGACAUUUAAGCACACGUUUAAAUAUUUGGUGUGCAGGAUUAGUGUCAAUUUUAUCUUGAGAGUAAUAUUUUCUUUAAAACAUUUAGCAAUGACAGAGGGAUGUAAGUUGGCUUGAUAAGCAAUGUGACUGCAGUGGAAGCUACUGUCCUUUGGCUUUAAGCCCAACCAGUGUGAACAUUUACGCAAGUUGGCUCAGUCUAGAAUUCUGUACCCCAGGACCAAAUAUGUUUUGUGUUUUUCAUGAAAAACAUUGUUACUGGGAUCUUGACUUGUGAAUAAUUGCUUUGAUAUUGCCUUUAAAGAAAGAAAAACAGUUGUUGGUGUCAAAAACAGUUCUUUUAUUUACCAAAAUGUCAAACUAUAUUGUGCAAUUAUGCCAGCUAAUAUUUUCUAGGUGACUUUGCCAUUGUAUGUCCAUGUGUGCAGAUAUGUAUGUAUCAAUUCCUCAGUUAAUGCACUUCCAAGACAGUACUUUUCUACUGCAUCAGAUGCAGCUAUGGACAUGUGAUUGCAUAACAUUUGCAAAAAAGUAAAGCAUUGAACGUUGAAUGCAUGUGAAGUAUUAAUCUCUUAAAUAAAAGAAAGAAAUGUUCAAAAACCUUGCUGAAAUUAAAAGAAAUCAUUACUGAUGGUUGUUACUGUACAUUUGAUAUAGUCUACAGGAGAUUAUUGGUUUUGGAAUAACAACGGUUUGGGAAAUAUUUGUACAUAGUGGCCUUCCUGUGUAGUAGUAAUGUUCAUUCCGAUUAUCCUGAGAUCUACAACCCCCUUUCGUGUUUCGCUUGAGGAAAGAGUGAUAGUUUCCCAUUGGAUCUUUUUACUUUUUUUGUUAAUCACAAAACUAAAACCAAGUACAGUAAAGGCUUUCCAUAAGCUUCUUUCAUCACUUGUCAAUAUUGCAGUGUGCUAGAAAAUAAACUGUUACUUUCACUAACAUUUUGCACAAUUGUAUUUUUUUUUUACAUUUUAAUGUUUAAUUUGUUUUAAUUAAAAGUUGUUCUUGUUUUAUUUUUUCUUAUUUUGGUUUAGUGUCAUGUGUUUCCUGACUGUGUUGAAUCAGCUGUGUUCUCAAGUUCUUGAUCUUCCAGAAGUACUUCAUCCUUUCAUUAGAUUAAAGAUGUAAUUUUCACUCUGAAAAUAUAAUUAAAUGAGCUCCAAGAUGCUUAUCAAUAUGUACUGUGUGAAGAUCAAGGAUGGUGUGUUUAACAGAGCUAUCAAACAUGCUGUACAUCACAUUUUUUUAAUGUACUGUUUGACAUUGGUUUACUAUGGAAAAGUAACAGCACACUCUGUGGGGUCUGUGCCAACUGUUCCUUCUCCCUCCAAACUGGAUAUUAGACAUCUAUCAGUAGUGUUUUAAGUUUUCUCUGGCUUUUUUUUUCUUCAAAUUUGAUCUUCAGUAUAAUAAGCAACAUUAUUAACAUGAAGGAAUUUAUUUCGCAAUAGAAUUUCUUUAAUAUAUAGCACCCUCUAGUGUGAUGUUUAGACGGGUAAAUUAGUCUUGCUGUGACAGUGCAUGAUUUAAGGCAUAGGGCCACAGCUCCAGUCCUUGAGGAACAGAACCCAGCCAAGUGUUAAACUGGUCCAUUCCAAGACCUUGGAAAUAUUAAACUGGUCCAUUGAAGCUAAUGAUCAGCUAAAUGAGAGCAGCUUAAGAGCAGAGGUGAAAGGAAAACCUACAGAUUUGCACUACUGCCCUCUAGGGCUAGAGUAAUUUAAGGUUAUAUCAGUGACUCUUCACUGUUUUUGUUAAGAACUAUUUUCUUUUCUUGAUUUCAUGGUUUCUUUUUGAUUUCUCAGAAUGUGAAUAUUGUCAACCCUCUCCUUCAUGAAUAAUGUUACUUAUUUGGUAACAGACGUAAUUCAGUCAAGAUUGAGAAGUGACCAUACAAAAGCAGUCCUUCCUAAACAAGGAUGAUGGAAUGGGGGUCAUGCUUGCAAUUUCUCACUGUUAAAAUAUUAAAACUGCUUCAGUGAUGUUGCCAUUUGUAUAGACUCUGAGGACAUUUCUGAGAACACCUGCGUUGUCCAUGGUUUAAUGUUUUGUUAAAUCCCUUGCAGGAAUCUCUCUCAGACUGCAAGGUCUCCAUCAGCCUUUGAAAUUGCUGUUAAAAAGUGUAGGUGGCUCUAAAUCAGGUGCAUAUGCAGUGUAGCAGACUUAGGAAUCAACAUACUGUAAAAUAGCAUGAAUUCAAAGAUUAAUAUCACAAAAAGCCUUACAAAAUUUUAAUUUGCGUUUAUUACAUUUGUGAUGAACGAUCCAAUGCUGUUAACUAUAUUGAAUCAUUAAAAGAUACAGUAUAAUCAAAUGUGCUUCGUAGUUGAAAUUGUGUUCCUGGAGGUGAUGUGAAUAUUAGAGACGUUUGAUUUAAUGUUGCAAAACACAUCUGUACUGUUGUAUAGUUAGCUUGCAGUGUUUUCCAGGCAAAAGAGAUUUAUCACUGUGUUGUUUUGGUAAAGGGGUAUGCAUUUCAUAAGUGCAUUAUGAACCUCAUGUUCGACCUACUAUUAAGUUAUUAUUGUUAAACAAUUAUUAAUCAAAUUUGUUUUACACUUCAUAUAAGUUUAGUCAGACAGCAAUGCAGCUACUGAUUUUUCUGUGCUGGGUAGACACAUGUUAGAGGCAGGCCUGUAGGGUGAAAAGUGUUUUGGAAUUAUCUAACCUCUAAAGGAAAUAGUUUUUGCUUCCUGUCUUUUUUCCAGUUUCAUGACUUCCUAUUGCUGUUAUGUCACUUGAACUGCACAUAUGUAAAAGGAGACAAACCUUUGUCAUUCUCAAUAAUUGUGAAAGGGACCUGAGUUAAGUUACUGAAGAGAACAGCCACAAUGGCAAAAUGUGAGUUUUAAGGUUAUACUGUGUUUUAAUGUGUUAAGUGACUGGAGGACAAAGGUAGAUCAGAUAGACAACAGCAAAAAAAAAAAAGCAGCCCAUCUCCAUUUGGUUUAUUUUAAUUGGAUUCACAUUCUCUGUAUGUGGUUCUCAUAAAACUGAAGUUUUUUCCUCAUUUCUGUUGAUCAAAGUUAAAAGAUCUGUCCAAUUGUGGAACGAUGGCACUGCUGUCUCAGGUGUGUAAGAGUUUUUCACAGCAUGUGGGUUAAAAACCUGGCCUUAGUGCUCAUUCUCAGAUGGCUCCAAUCUAAUUACUGGAUUAAAAGGCUCCAAUCUAAUUACUGGAUUUGCUUUGAACAUUCAACAAGAGCUUUUUUAAAACAUCACAUUUAUCCUAAACCAUACUAUAAGACUGUAGAAUCAGUGUUCAUGACAGAAUUAAGAUUCAUGUCCAUUACCAGCUCUUUAAGGAUUUUUCAUUCAUGCAGUACUCAAAACAAAUUACAUUACAAGCGGUAUUAAAUAAGAUCGAUCUAAUUUCUUUUAGUUUUGGCUAAAAACUUUAUUUUUGAUUUCUAUCAACUCAUUAAUAAUGAUUUAAAACACAAUAUGAUACAAUGAACACCUAUUCUGUUUCAUACUGUACACAAACGAACUGGAUGUGAAAUAACACCCCCAAGCAAGCCGCUUUCCUUUUGAACAUGGAUUAAAAAAUUAAGAAUUGGCUCCAAAAGGCUCCUUUUCUAGGAAUAUGUUCCCUCAAACUUUCAUGCUGCUUCAAAUUAGUUAUUUUUACGAACAACAGAAAAGCUUUACAUUUAAAAGUUGUACAAACUCUUAAGUAAUGUAAUUCCACCAUGAUCUAAACCCCUCCUUUGUAACCCAGGUUCAAGUAAAACUGGUUUCAACUGUUUUUAUGCAGAUGAGCAAGAUGCUGGCAGCGUCUUGCAUAAAAUAAUAAAUAAAUAAAUAAUCUGACAGGUUUCCCAUUGUUUACAGAGAUCUCAUUCAUAUUUAUCAUUUCCACUUCGUUAUUUAGAAUCCUCUUUAUAAAAAGUAGAACAUAAAGGCAGCAGAUAUUAUUUCCAUACAUUGUUUCAGUCUAACAUCCUUAAAAAAGCAUUUAGAAUUAAUUGCUCUGAAUCUAACCUCAGAUGAGCUGUCAUUUUAAUUAUGAGGUGGGCCAAUUACUUUGGCACUUUGUCUGUUUCUUUGUGUGCGUUCUCCUCAGUAUCAGUUGUUUCAUUCUUUGUUGUUCAUGUGGUUGCUUUUGCCUACUCUCUGCUAGUUGACUAAAAUUAUAUCAUUUUUAAAUACUGUGGUAUGGUUCCAAAUUGAACGUAUUGCUCUAUCUGGGAGGCAGAGGAAUUUUCUGGGAGGUUGUGUCUUUAUUUUUGAUACAUUUUUCUUUCAGAUUUUUUAAAUCUUAUUUUUGCACCAGUGUAAACAAAAUUGCUUGUUGAAGAAACCUGUACUGUAAUGUAUUGGCUGCAUAGAGCAAUAAAGUCAUGCUGCUUAGAACAGA
This is a messenger RNA of Lepisosteus oculatus (spotted gar), 7657 nucleotides long. RefSeq names its product coiled-coil domain containing 50a (gene ccdc50a). Gene Ontology annotation, molecular function: ubiquitin protein ligase binding. Lineage: Eukaryota; Metazoa; Chordata; Actinopteri; Semionotiformes; Lepisosteidae. The record is from RefSeq and is a predicted model, not a curated record. Gene Ontology annotation, cellular component: cytoplasm.